This is a messenger RNA of Desarmillaria tabescens, 1887 nucleotides long. Its product is annotated as armadillo-type protein. Gene Ontology annotation, biological process: endonucleolytic cleavage in ITS1 to separate SSU-rRNA from 5.8S rRNA and LSU-rRNA from tricistronic rRNA transcript (SSU-rRNA, 5.8S rRNA, LSU-rRNA); ribosomal small subunit export from nucleus; endonucleolytic cleavage in 5'-ETS of tricistronic rRNA transcript (SSU-rRNA, 5.8S rRNA, LSU-rRNA). The transcript is spliced from 12 exons. Bases 1 to 1887 code for a protein of 628 amino acids. Gene Ontology annotation, molecular function: RNA binding. NCBI's taxonomy places the organism in Eukaryota, Fungi, Basidiomycota, Agaricomycetes, Agaricales, Physalacriaceae. The record is from RefSeq and is a predicted model, not a curated record. Gene Ontology annotation, cellular component: preribosome, small subunit precursor; nucleolus; 90S preribosome.
AUGCAUGGAGGGUUGGCGUAUUCUGGUGGAAAUCAAGAACUAGAGCCAGAAGUCGAAGUCGAAGCUGGACCAUCAUGGAUCAUCCCAAAUCCCCAACAAGAGCAGGAGCAAGACUCGGAAGCACCUUUUGGGUACCUCGAUGUGGACGUUAAGGUGUAUUUCCGGACUGUGGAUGUGCAGAUGUGGCAGUGGCAGGAUAGGGAGGUGGAGGUGGAUGACGAGGAAAAACACAUGUUCUUCCUCGCUGCCCUCACAGAGAUGACGGGAAAAGAAAAACAACUCGUGACUGACCCAGAAUGUUCUGUGGUGUUGGAGAGGAUGGUGCAUUUGAUGGAUGAUUUUGCUAGGAGGGUGUUUUUGGAUAGUUUGAUGGGGUUGUAUGAAACACUAGCUUGCCAUUGGUUCACGUCGCAUGUCUGUCAGACCCUUCUCGAGGUUUCUGGGGAGACUGUUUCGAGGGAGACGAAAGGUAUACUAUCUGAAAUACCACAAGGUGACACAAAAAAGGGACAUCUCCCAACGAUGACUGAACUCAUACUGGACUUAUGUGAUGAACUCCUCCCUGUUCUCCUGCCGCUCCUCCAUGACCCGUUUGGCUCACACAUCGUCCGCACGCUCGCUCUCCUGCUCUCUCCUACACCAAAUACACAUACACAAUCCCAGACAUUGAAAUGCAGUAAAAGCUGGAAAGGCAAGCAAGGCGAGAUGCGAAGUCUCUUCAAGUCAGAAAAAAGGGAGGGGGAGAGGCCAAGGAGCUUCGACGAGGCGGCGAGGAAGAUUGUGGGUGCGUUCAGGGAGGGGAUGAGUGAUAAUGAGGUAAGGGCAUGUGCGGGGAGUAAGAUUGCAUGUCCUGGUCUUGAUGUUCUCAUUGAAGUUGAAGCCAAGCAUAUCAAACGCAUGAGUACUUACUAUCUCUGGGGACAUACUCAUAUAAUCAUUGUGAUUAUCAAUGCAACCUCGUCCCACCUACUCGAAACCAUCGUCACCCAAGCUCCUCAACCAGUAUUUGACAUUCUCUGGGGUACAUACCUCUGCUCAGAGAACAGUGGCAUCGAGCAGCUUGUGACGCAUGUGGUCUCCAAUUAUGUGCUGGCUCGAGCCAUGGGUAGGGCGAAUCCCAUGCAGCUCGGUGGUUUGGGGAUGGGGUGGUGGGGGAGGGCAGUGAAGAUGGGUAGGUUAGGUGUGGUUAAAGCUAUGGUCGAAGUUGGGGGAGGUGGGGAGGACAUUUGGGGUGCGUUGAAGGGUGCAUUUGGGUGUGAGGAGGUGGAUGAAGCAGAGGUGUUGAUUAGGGCUGUGAUGAGUCUGAAGACGGUUGAGGAUUACAAGUCCACGAGUAUACUUCCGGAGCCAAAUGUACAGGGAGCAUUGUUAUUGCAGUCCAUGCUGCAUCUCAAGGAUCCAUACAAUGCUGGGACCAUAGAGAGUAUCCUAUCUCUCCCCAUAACAUCACUCACCCCCCUCGCCCAGCACCCCAUCUCAUCCCGUGUCCUCGACGUAUUCCUCGACUCUCCCACAGUCCCACACAAAGUCAAGCGCUGGCUUGUCCUAGCUUUCUUGGGCCAUUUCCAUGAACUGGUGGAUGACAGGAUCGGGAGUCGGGUGGGGGAGAGGUGUUGGGGGUGGAGUGAUACGUAUAUGAAGGAAAAGAUAGCAUGGAGCAUGAUGGAUUAUGAGCAGAGUCUGGCUGCAUCAUUUUAUGGGAGGUUUUUUGUUAGAGCAUUGAAUUUAUAUGUGUUGAAGAAGAGGCCGGGAGAGUGGAGGGAUUUGGUUGGGAAUACGAGGAAGGAAAAGAAGGAGAUGGAGGAGGAGGUUGGGGUAGAGAAGGAGGAAGAGAAAGAACCUGCUGUGGAAGAGGUCAAGGUAGAAGAGCAGAUGAAGCAGAAAUGA